UUGAUUCUUUCUCACAGCAUGGAGAAGCUGAAAUCAGUGAUCCCAGAAACCCUUAAGCACAAAAUCUCACACAGCACUGCCGCCGACCUCGAUUCUACUUGUUCUUCUCUGCUCGAUUUCUUCCAAAAUUUACCCCUGUUUCACCAGUUGGUCAGGGAUUUGACGGAUCCACAAGUGGCGCUGUGUGGAAAGAAUAAGGAAGCUGCGCUGGAAGCCAAGGCCAAAGGCAAUCAAUGCUUUACCAAUGGGGACUAUUCCAACGCGUUGCUCUUCUACUCUCAGGCGCUGCGCAGUGCCCCUAUGGAUGCUGAAGAUAAUGAGAAAAAUCUGGUUGCAACACUGUACCUCAAUCGUGCUUCCUCAUUACAUAAAUUGGGACUAUUUCUGGAAAGUCUGCAGGACUGCAACCGCGCCCUCAUUCUGUCUCCUGUGUAUGCAAAGACAUGGUUUAGGAGAGCUAAGGCCAAUUCUUCAUUGGGAAACUAUGAAGAGGCUAUCAAUGAUUUCGGUGUUUCCAUGGAGAUAGAGACAUCAUUGAGUGGAAAAAGACAGAUUGAAAAUGAGUUAAAUCAGUUAAUGGACCAAUCCAGGCUGAGAAGUAGUGUCAAAGAGAAACAACAUGAUGGCAGUGCAGAUGAACCACUUCAAGUAGAACUUCGAUGUGCUUCGACACCAAAUAAAGGAAGGGGGAUGAUUUCAUUGACCAACAUUCCUAUGGCUUCUUUAAUUUAUAAGGAAGAUCCUCAUGGUGCGAUUAUAUUGAAGCAUUGUCGGGAAACUCAUUGUGCUUUCUGCUUCAAUGAACUACAAGCAGAUACAGUACCAUGUGUCUCAUGUUCAAUUCCUUUGUACUGCUCUUUGAAAUGCCAAGUUCAGGCUGGAGGAGAGGAUUUUCUGAAGUAUAAGGCCGAAUAUGGAUUUAAACUGGACUUAUCUGAUGACCUGGAACGACAUAUAAGAAAUGUCACCUCACCUAGCUUUAGUAGUCCAGACGUCAAACAUUUUGCUGAACAUAGGCAUGAAUGUCAAGGCAUGCAUUGGCCUGCAGUUUUGCCUUCUGAUGUGGUUCUAGCUGGGCGGAUCAUUGUUAAACACAUUGAAGAACAGGCUUAUGGAGGCCUUGACCAUAAUGUUCAUAAGAUUCUGGAUCUUAGUCAGAAUUAUGGACAGCUUUCAUCUGACACCAAACUGGAGUUUCAUGUUUACUCUAUAAUUCUUCUGUGCUGUCUUCAGCGGUUUUAUGCCACAAAACUUCCUUUAAACUCAACGAUAACUUCAGAGAUUAUUAUGCUCCUCUCCAAAAUCCGGAUCAAUUCAAUGGCAGUUGUCCGAAUGAAAUAUUCAGAUGUAAAGCAGCCUCUAAAUUAUGAUCUAACAAGUUCUGUAGAACAGAUUGAGGUGGCUCAAGCUGUAUAUUCAGGCGGAAGUUUAUUUAACCAUUCUUGCGAGCCAAAUAUUCAUGCAUAUUUCCUUUCACGUACCUUGUUCAUGCGAGCAACAGAAAAUGUCACUGCAGGAUUAGAAAUGGAACUCUCAUAUGGCCCUCAGGUUGGGCAGUGGGAUUGCGGCAAGCGUCGUAGGUUUCUGAAAGAUAGAUACUCAUUUAUUUGUAAGUGCAGCGGUUGUGCACAAGUGAAUCUAUCUGAUCUUUUCCAUGGUGGUUAUCGGUGUACCAAGCCAAAUUGUGAUGGAGUUGUGCUGGAUAGUAGUGUUAUUAAACAUGAAAAGGAAAAGAUCAGACAUUGUGAAAGACUUAGCUGUUUGCAGGACAAUGUGCCAAGUGAUGAUAGCAUCAACAAGUUAGCUCAUUACAUGUAUGAGCAAACGGAUUACCACUGGCUUGAGCCAGGAUCUUGCUUGGUUUGUGCAACUUUUUGUGAUUUACAAGCAUCAAAGAAAUCAAUAAGCAAAGCUGAGGUCCAUAUCCAAAGGAUGAAGGAUGCAAUGACUUCUGGUGCUCUCACAACUAAUCUUCUUAUGGAUGCUUUGAGAUAUGUUGAUUUAGUACGAGCAAAAUUACAUCCUUUCAACAGAAGACUUGCUGAGGUGGAAGAUAACAUUGCACAAGCAUUUUGUUUGAUUGGAGAUCUACAAGCUGGAAUGGACCAUUGUCGAGCCUCAAUUGAGAUCCUGGAGAAGCUCUAUGGUGAAAGCCAUAUCGCCAUUGGAAACGAGCUGAUUAAACUAGCAUCCAUUCAGUUUUCCAUGGGCCAAGAAAUUUCGUCUGACUACACAACUCGGAUUGUUGCAAUAUUUUCUCGAUGCUAUGGAUCUCAUGCAGAGAUCAUAUUUCCUUAUGUGCGCUACCUUAAGAAGGAGAGCUGCAGAGUUGUUUGACCACUAGUUGGUCUUAUUUAUCUUUCUACAUGAGUUUAACGGCAUCUUCUGAAAAUGCAUCUGAUCUUGAAGUCAACUGGAACCGGAACUGUGGUCCAAACUGAACUUAGUUCUUUGAGGUUCCGGUUUGAUUCUAACUUGUCCGAAUUAUGUACCGACCGUUAAGGCUGGUACUAGAGGUGCUAAAAUAUGGAACUGGAACCGUGGUCCAAAUUGAACUUUGUUCCUUGAGGUUCUGGUUUGGCUCCAACUUUUCAGAAUCGUGUACUGACUGGUACUAGAGAUGCUAAAAAAUCAAAAUGGAACCUUGGUCCAAACUGAGCUUUGUUUUUUAGAUGCCAGUUUAGUUUCAACCUUUUCAGAAUCGUGUACUGACGGUUACGGCUGGUCUGAACCGAACCCGAGUCAGUGAACAUCUGUAAGCUCUCAAUCAAUUGCACAUGUGACUUGUGAGUCGUAUGUAGUCAUUAAUGAUAGGUAUGAUGUGUAUUUCCUGUCAAUUUGAUCUAUCAAAAUAGAAUUUUGUCAUACAUUGAUAAAUAUUACCCGCAGAGUGAUCAGGUUUGAGUA
Salvia hispanica is the source of this 2907-nucleotide messenger RNA. It is a transcript of the gene TPR9, whose product is annotated as Tetratricopeptide repeat (TPR)-like superfamily protein. Gene Ontology annotation, molecular function: protein binding. The record is from RefSeq and is a predicted model, not a curated record. Lineage: Eukaryota; Viridiplantae; Streptophyta; Magnoliopsida; Lamiales; Lamiaceae.